CUUGAGAUCACUAGUUUUACUGCGCUUUGUUAUAGAAACGGAGUACUGACCCUCUUAAAUAUUUCUUGAUCUCAGAUCACUCUUAUUGAGAUCUAGAGUUUGGGUGCUGGUAUCCAGAAUCUCUACUUCGCUGAGACAAACAUACUGAAAUCACAAGACAUACAAAUUCACAAAUAUCUACCAAGCAGACUAUAAUUAGUGCAUUUGAGUGACUAGACUACCACCGAUUGGACAUUAUCGAAUACUCGAAACCGUACUGAAAUAACAAGCAGAGAGCCCAAAGAAAUCAAUUGAUUUGUACAAACUUGUGACGGAGAUAUCAAACACUGAAAAAUAACGGGUCCUUCAAAGUUGUCUUAAUAACCUCUUGAAACAAAUAACAGUGGACUUAUGUCAGCCAAUUUAUGGGAUAAAAUACAUAAAAUUAACGAGUUUAAAUCCCAAUUAUCUAAAGCGCUUAGUGAUGUAGACAAAUUAAAAGAGCUAGCUAUAUGGGAAAACAACAAACUUGAAAAUCAAAUAGAUGCAGAGACACUUCGACGCUAUCGGAAGGCGAAGUCCGAGGAAGCUGAAGAACUUAAUAAGAAAAAAGAACAUUUAAAAGUUGUACUGAUGAACGAUGAAAACAAAAUUCUAAAAGAGUGUAAAACAGCAGGUGAGGAAAAAGCUGAGCGUUUGAAGUAUUUGAGGGCACAAGGUGAAUUGCUAGAAAAACAAAAGAAAGAGACAGAUGAAAAAAUGGCACUUGAAAAGUAUGACCAGCGUCUUCGAGAAGAAUGUGCUGAGUUACGUCAGGAAUUAAGUAAGCGUAGAGCUAAAGAAAUUGCCCGUGAUCUGUUAAUCCAAAUUAAAAUGAAAGAGAAGCAAAAUCUUCUGGAGAAACAUCAAAAUGACUACUUAGAUAAAUUUGUAUUAACUCACUCAAAGGAUAUGUUCAAUGAAGCUGAUGCGCAGAUGAUUGUAGAAAGAAAAAAACGAAUUGCAAAUGUCUUAAGACAACAGAUAGAAAGAAAAGAGCAGGAGAAACUUUUAGAAAAGGCGGAGAAGCUGAAACAAGCAAACGCUUUGGAAGAAUUAAAUAAGCACCUGAAGCAAGAAAAAGAAGAUGAAAUAACAAAAAAGAAACUAAGGUUCUCUAAAGUGAAAUUGGACUUGGACAAGUGUUUAGAGGAAAAACUAUUGAGGAAAUCAGAAGAACGCAACCAGGAAGCUCAGUACGACAACUUACUAACCCUUUUAAAUCAACGAGUAGAUAAAGAGCGGAGUGGAAAGCAGAGAGAUAAGAAAAAUAUGAAAUUCGGUGUCAAUGGUGUUCUAAUGUUUAGCCCAGAUUCUGUAUGGUCAAUAUCUUAUGCAAAUGGAAGAAAAUCUUGCAGCAAAUUCCACGGGAACCUUACUUUUUUAGUGGUAUAAUGAUGUAAACAAAACCGGAAAGUAAUUCGUGUGUUGGCAAACUAGUUUAUUUCAUCACUGAAGACAACAUCCUGAAUGAGAGAUAAUAUUUCUUUUCCUCAUUUUAUUUUCUUUAACGUAUGAUUAAAAAUUGCUGACCUGACAGUGAUUUAAUGAAAAAAAUUUUUUCUUGGUUUUAAAUAGCCCAAAUAAAAAACCCAAUUCAAUCAUUCGACUUUUAGGUUACUUUAAAAAAAGAGGCGUUACAGUAUUUAGAGCAUGUUCGUGAUUCAAAAGAAGCCGAAAAGAUGUAUGAGAAAGAAAUGAGCAGAAGUAUUGACGAACAUAUUGCGAAGCAACAAAACCUUGGUCACCAUAAGAAAAUGCAGCUUCUUGUAGCUAGAGAAAAUUUGAAAAAUGAUGUAAACGAAGUAUGUCGACAACAAAUAGUGGAAAAAAGAAAAAAGCAGGAUGAAGAAAAACGUGAACGCGUAGAAGAAGUGAAACAACUUAACAAAGUUAUUGAACGAAUGAAGUUAGACUCCAAGUAUGAGCUGCACUUGCGACGCCAGAAUAUUGAAACAUAUCGUAACGCCUUAGAACGACAAAUCGCUGACCAGCGAAGUAGGUAUCGACAACUAAUAGCUGAUAAUGAACGAGAGUUAGAGAAGAAUAAGAAAACAGAGGAACAGCUCACUGAACUUGUUCAUAAUAUCGUUGAUUCAAAUGAAACUGACUACAACAGACAUCCAUGGCAAAAACUGUUAGCUACUGGUCACUGGUCUAUUCCAGUGUGGGAUGGUGAACUUCAGAUAUCGAAAUUUGCAAGUGCAAGGUAUUAGACCAGAAAAUUAAUAUUAUAAAACGUAUUUGACUGUUUUCAUCGUAAAUAUAAGGGGGAUUAUUACUAUUGCUGUUGUUGCUGUAAUUGAAACAAAUUAAACUAUGUCAUUUUAUUGAAGCACUAUAGAGUCAUUUACUCAUUGAAAAUAAAAAAAUAUUUAUUCUA
Molecule: messenger RNA, 2401 nt
Organism: Schistosoma spindalis
Lineage: Eukaryota; Metazoa; Platyhelminthes; Trematoda; Strigeidida; Schistosomatidae
Source: the annotation of a GenBank genome assembly